UUACGUAAAACUAGAACCAAUUUUUUCUUUACUCGAAACACAAUACUCAUACUCUGAUAUUCCUCAACAGCACGCAACAGCUCACCCUCGUCUAUUUAGCUCCACACCCCGUGCGUUGAAAGCCCUUUGAUAAAUUCGGAGGUGCUGAAACGCUGUCAGCGAAACCCUUGUGGUCCUAGAUGCCAGAUGUGACGUCAGCCGCGGGCCAGGAGCCCCUCCAGAUCAGCUGGCAUAGCAACAACUACGUCGCAAAUUCCGUUCAGUCGUCGUCGAUUUCGGGCCGAAACUUUGACUCUGCCAGCUCUGAGGACGCUGCCUGCGACAGCCCGGAGGCGGACAGCGACGGAGGCGGCUCCAGGGGUGGAUGGGAGCGUGGGGGUGGCCUUUCCUCGAGCAGAUCUGAGCCAAGGACGAGCAUGUCGGCCGAGUCAGGUACCAAGGGGCUUAAGGAAGGCCUCAAGGUGCGGCCACAGCCUGUCAGCGACAAGACCAUUCUUGAAAGUGUCGCUGGUUUCAUCAAUGAGGUUGUGCCGCAGGGCUACAUGACGGGACAGCAGGUCGACAGCAAGGAUGCCAUCCUGUGGGCUCGUUUCGAGACCAUGGACGCCAACGACCCGCAACUCUUGGGGGACGCUGGGGUCGGAGGGCCGCCUCUUCUGCUGGUGCUCGGCUACGCGGUGGGCGUGCAGAUUUGGCUCGUGCCAGCCUCGGGAGAGGCCACUGAGGUGUUUUCCCGCAGGCAAGGCGUCGUCCAAAUCCUCCGUCUCAUACCGUCCCCGGAGCCCCGUCGCGCGCAAGAGGGUGAUUUGGUUAAGAAGCGACCUCUCAUCGCCCUGUUUGACAGUGCUAAUUUGGCUAUAUGCUCCUUGAAGACUGGAGAGCAGGUAAAAGUGAUUCCAAACAGGAGUAUCUGCGAAAUUCUGGUGAACCGUGAUUGCAUUGCCAUCAUGACUCCAACUAAAAUCGAGCUAUUGGACACGGUUCGCCUGGAAAAGAUGUUUGAUAUCAGUACCUGCUACGUGUCCCCCGGCCUCAAUCCCAACCCCGUCGCUCUGGGAGCCCGCUGGCUCGCGUUUGCUGAUAGCCGUCUUUCUCCAUCAGUUCGUUCUUCUGGAGGUGCAGAGCUCGAAGGCGUUCCAUCUUACACUGCAUCUAUGCUGCAAGCUGCUAAAACACUUGGGAAGGGUAUCAGAGAGGUUGCCUCGAGCUUGACUGGCCAAAAGAUGGUCCAGGCAGCGCCUGCGCUGGACGCAAGUACUCCUGGAGUAGUGACCGUGCUAGAUACAUCCAAAGGUGUUGACGAUAUGGAGCAAGCUGCAGUUGCCCACUUUGUUGCCCAUGCAGCUCCCAUCGUGCACAUGACUUUCGAUUCGUCAGGCAGUUUGCUGCUCACUGCUGACAAGAACGGCCAUGACUUUCACAUUUUCCAACUACACCCUCACCCAUGUGCAAGCUCUCUCGGAGCUGUCCACCACCUUUAUGUUCUUCACAGGGGCGACACAACAGCCAAGGUGCAAGAUGUCUCUUUCUCCAUUGACAGUCGGUUUUGCGCUGUCAGCACCUUGAGAGGAACUACUCAUGUGUUCGCCAUCAACCCGUAUGGUGGGGCCCCCACCAUGCGCACGCAUGGGUGCAACGCCAUGGUCAACCGCCUCAGCAGAUUCCACCGCAGCGCCGGUCUGGACGACCCCCUCCCUUGCCCCAACCCACGACUUCCGCCAUACCCCAAGCCUACUGUUCUUUUCCCGCUGGUCCAGCUCCGCCAGCCUCUUGCCGCCUCGGCGAUCAACCCUGCCAUACAAAGCAGUCAAAGACCUGGCCAAGGUCGCACAUCAUCUGACGAAGGGCUGCCACUAAGGGUGGCCGCCACUUUUUCAGGACCAAGGGCCUGGCUAGCUGGCCCAGGAGUCAUGCUGGGUCGAGAUCGUGAGAAACGAAAGCCUGCCGUAGCGCUCUUUGUGGUUGCGUGCCAUGGAAACUUGAUUGAAUAUCAUCUGGAGCCGAAACCAACGCCUGGUAAAGAGAAGCAUGGAGAUGAAGCUGGUAUUGUGUUGGAGGUUUCUGCCAAAGCGCAAUGGUCUUUGCAGCGUCCGCAGCAAAGUCCGAGUUACAAAAUCGCCCUCGAUCCUGAAAAUCCUCUGAUGCUUGGCCAUAAUUUGAUUAAACCACUGCGGCAAAAGAAGGACAGCAACGACUAUUGGCUUUCUCAGGUUGAAAUUCACACUCAUGCUGGCCCACACCGCCGUCUCUGGAUGGGACCCCAAUUUACCUUCAAGACUUACACAACCACGAAAACCGCCAACGGCAUCAUUGAGCGAGAAACGAUGGACGUGGGCACGAGCAGUCGUCCUGCCAGAUCCCAUCCAGUCAACAUGCCAAGCAGUGGUACUAUUCCGGUGCUCAUCGAGUCUGGCUCGUGCAGUAGCUACGACCAGUCUCCAAGGCUGAUGGAAAUGUGCAGCCACCCUGAAGGCGAUCUCUUUUCCGGUGUGUCUAGGCUGAGGGAUGAUUUGGCUGAAGCGAUGAUCGAAAGCCCUGCUGGUUUUGCAACGAAAGAACCAGGACGCCCACGUGCUGGUCGCUGUCCGUCCGUCGACGAAGGGAUGCCUCGGGUUCAGAUCACAAUCGCGGCUACUCUGCAGACGCCGGACACACCCCGUCUGCCAACCGCUAUCUCUGAAGCCGCAGAGGAUGAGCAAUUCGUGGAGGCCCUUCCAGGACAAGAGACACCCCCUGUCGAGGAGCUUGAAGAGUUGCAAAUCUCAGAUGAGUCCUUUGAGGGUGUGGAGGAGCCUCCAGUGGAGGAACCUGUCCAAUUGGAACUGCUCCCCGCAGAGCCUUUUGAGGAGGUACCUACCAUUCUGGAUGAGCCACCCACUGUCGAGGUCAUCACUGAAUUACCUGAUGAAAAUCAGGAGCCUCUUCGUGGGGUGCUCAGCAACAGCAACAAAACCAAGGGCAAGAAGGCAAAGAAGAAGAAGAAAUAACGUAACGUGUUUGAUAGCUUGUUAAUGUGAGUCUGUGUAAGUUCUCACAGGACCAAUUUGUUUGAUUAGGGUGUGCACAUUUGCCUUCUCUUACGUUUGUGCUGGCCAUUUGCUAAACCUAAAAUUAACUCGCUGAUCGAACCUAUCAUCUAAUCCUUUUGCAAAAGUCGAUUUUGAUUUAAUAAUUGCUUAUUAACGGAUAUAAGUUUUUUAUGUUAAUUUUAUUUACCAUUUUCGGGUAACCUUGAUAUUUUUGCUGACCAUAUUUUUAUGGCAAAGUAACGUUUAAGUGAAUUAUUGUAUUGUGAUUAUGUGCUUAUGUUUACCCGUUUUAUUCCUUAAUUUAAUUAGUGUCACUUAAUUUUGCUAGUGCACUCGUUUUUAAUAAACCAUGUAUGUACAAUAAUCAUUAAUGGCCAGCACUAGAAUGCUAUUUUAAUCUCUCUUCUAUAAGUAAGUGAGAAAAUUGCCAAAAAAAGUAUUAAAAUGUAAAAGAAAUGACGGCAGCACUGCUGACCACCAGACUGUGAAAGAUUUUUGAGAAAAACAGACACCCUCAAAUUGACUGAAUCAAAUCUCCCUAUUCGUUCAACAAACCUUUUGUUGAUUACAAGACCCGUAAGAUUCUGUAAACAAUCAUUGCUCCUUCAUGAAGAAAAAAUAUGACAACCACUACACACACGUGGAUAGUAAUUUCAAACAAAAUUUAGCAAGCUAGCUUGUUAAAGACAUAUCAUUUCACGAGUUUUCACAAACUCUACCAAACUCGAGGCCCAAAUUGAUAUGUAACGUAUGAAAACCAAGAUUAUGAAGAAGCAAUAUUAUCUGUUAUCCUUUGAUCUCGAGAAUUUUGGGUGUUCCAAACUAAGCCCCAUACGCUAAAUGAUUUUAAUUUAUUAAUUUAUUUGUUCACUGCCCGGUGCCUGUCGAAUAAAAAAGCUUAGUUAUUAUAUUUAAGUGUAUUGUAACAUAAUUAACUUGAGACAAAAAUAAUGAGUUUCCCUAUGUAUUUCAACCAAUUUGACACAAAUUGUAUCUCUAGAAACACCAUGUUAACCACACAACCAGUGAGUAUUGGCGCUAAUUAAAGCAUGGAAAUGCAGACAUGAACCAUUGUAGCUAUCCCAUCAGCUUUUUUACGAACAAACACAAACUAUAUAUAUAUAUAUAUAUAUAUAUAUACUUUACAUAUAUAUAUAUGCUCAAAACGUUGUGACUAAUUUCGCUGGAUUCCAGUUUGUGCAACUGUGUCUGCAUUUCCACGCUUUGGUUGCUGCUCUGUUUUCAGAAACAGUAAUUUAAGACUGACAUAGUUCAACCAGUUAUUGUAUAGACACACAGCAACAUCAUUCGCCUAUUAAAUUGUUAAUUGUUGCCUUGACAAGUCACGUGGAAAGCAAUUUUGUCAGUGUGAGAUUUUCAGCACUCCCAUGUUGUGUCCAUUAACGAUUUUUUGCGUAAAAUCAGGAAUCGACUACUCAGCCAAUGUGUGCGUGUAUUAACCAGACAUAUAUUUAUUGACUCUCGCCAAUGAUUUAUUUAUUGUUCGCAAAAUAAAGAGAUGGUUAUUUUAAUUGCAAACCA
This is a messenger RNA of Cloeon dipterum, 4571 nucleotides long. It is a transcript of the gene rudhira, whose product is annotated as rudhira. Gene Ontology annotation, cellular component: cytoplasm. The record is from RefSeq and is a predicted model, not a curated record. The transcript is spliced from 10 exons. NCBI's taxonomy places the organism in Eukaryota, Metazoa, Arthropoda, Insecta, Ephemeroptera, Baetidae. The coding region runs from base 180 to 2987 and encodes 935 amino acids. Gene Ontology annotation, molecular function: protein binding. Gene Ontology annotation, biological process: response to starvation; autophagy.